This is a messenger RNA of Dermacentor albipictus, 695 nucleotides long. RefSeq names its product G patch domain-containing protein 4. Gene Ontology annotation, cellular component: nucleolus. Gene Ontology annotation, molecular function: nucleic acid binding. The record is from RefSeq and is a predicted model, not a curated record. Lineage: Eukaryota; Metazoa; Arthropoda; Arachnida; Ixodida; Ixodidae.
CGCAAGCGUUAUGAGAUGCCUGGCAAAGGACUCGGAAAAAACGAAUCCGGCAUUGCAAAGGCAUUGAAACCGAAGCUUAAAUUUGAUACCGCUGGGGUUGGGCACAAGAUCGAUCUCACAUCCCAGUGGUGGAGCAAGGCAUUCAAUGAUGCAGCUAGGAGUAUCAAGGUUGAUGUCUCAGAUGGCACAACCAUUGUUACCAAAGCACCAAAGAAGAAGAAGAAGGCCUUGCCAAAGUACUCAUACAGUGGCUUCAUUAAGGCCGGGGUUCAGGAUGGAAACAGUUGGCUACAAGCCUCUCCUGAACUUGCAGAGCAGGAACCUGAUACAGAUGAGGAAUCACCAGAAAAUGUGCCGGAUGAGGAGCUCUUCAAGGCAUGUGGUGGCCUCACAGCUCACAAGGCUGCGAGGCAUGGCCAUAAGAUGAGUGGAAAGCUUAAACGUGUGCAAGAACAAGAAUAUGGGCUCUUGUGUGCAUUGAGCAGUGGCGGGGACAAGCCAUCAAGGAAACGACCAGCAGAGAUUACAGACAGCUGCCAAGUUCCAGAACUGCAUGACGGGAGUCCAGAGAAGUUGUCCACUCAGCAGCAGCAGCAGCUGUACCGACCAAAGAAGAAGUCUCGCAAACAUGAAAAAAGGAAGAGACGAUAUAGCAAUGAUGUAGGCUGAAAAGUAAAAAAAGAUUUUUUUUUACA